ACCAGCACUAAACUCUGAAACUCCUCGUCCUUUUUUUCUUUUUCUUUUCCCCUUUAAAAUAACUGGGCAACCAUCCCUGAUUGAUUUGGAGUGUUUUUUUUUUUAAGAAAAAAGUUUUUUUGGGGGCUCUGAAUCCGAUGGAGAGAAAGGUGGUAGUUGUGUGUUGCGUGGUGGGAUUUCUAGGGCUAUUAUCUGCUGCUACGGGCUUUGCCGCUGAGGCCACCAGGAUUAAGGGAGAUCAGGUUAAAUUUCCCUCUCCUGAUGUCUGUGUAUAUCCAAGGAGCCCUGCAUUGGGCCUUGGACUAACUGCGGCUGUGACCCUUAUGAUUGCUCAAGUUAUUGUUAAUGUUGCUACUGGGUGUAUUUGUUGCAGAAGGGGCCCACAUCAAGCAAACUCUAAUUGGAAACUAGCACUUGUCUGCUUUAUUGUUUCGUGGUUCACAUUUGUAGUUGCGUUUCUUCUAUUGCUAACUGGUGCAGCACUGAACGAUCAGCAUGGUGAAGAGAACAUGUAUUUUAACUACUACUACUGCUAUGUCGUAAAGCCUGGAGUUUUUGCUGGAGCUGCCAUCUUGUCCCUUGCAAGCGUUACUCUCGGAUUGAUAUAUUAUGUCAUGCUGACUUCCACCAAGAACGUGAUUGAUGCAUGGGGUGGAUCCUCAGCUCCUGUCCCAGGUGGCAUUGCAAUGGGACAGCCCCAAUUUCCUGCUCAAAACACUGAAGCUCCAGUUUUUGUGCACGAAGAUACCUACAUGCGGAGGCAAUUGGCUUGAUUGGUGAAAGAGGCUUCUGAGGAGGAGGGCUGUGGCAUUGUGUGGUCUGACAGGACGCAUAUGAGGUAUAGACAGGGGGGCCUGAGUGUUUUUUGUUGGGUGCCAAUACAGUUUCCAAAGAGUAGCAGAAAGUUUGUAGCUUUUGGUUUGUUGAAUGACACUACUGUUUGAGUGCCUGUCCAUAGCAGCACACUGCCUAAGCUGGUACAAAGAUAGAAUCCUGUGUAUAAAAUCGAAUCGAUCUCUCGUCUCCCGCUUUUUUUGGCUGUAGUUUCUGCAUUAGUAAUGGGAAAAAUUGCCGACUUCACUAUGUCAUUUUCUGAGAA
Molecule: messenger RNA, 1099 nt
Organism: Coffea eugenioides
Lineage: Eukaryota; Viridiplantae; Streptophyta; Magnoliopsida; Gentianales; Rubiaceae
Exons: 3
Coding region: 138-773 (211 amino acids)
Source: RefSeq, a predicted model, not a curated record